CGCGAGCGCCGGCCACCCGACCCCACAGCCCUCCACUCACUGCUCCUGUCUUUCGUCCUGCCCACCGCGCGCCCAAGCCCCCCUCGGUGAGGACGGCCCCAUCCUCUUCAAAGCGCUUGCCCCUCUGCUUGCCUCUUUCUCGCCGCGCCUCGCCCUCCUCGCGUGCAUUGCAAGAUGAACAUCUUCCGACUGCUGGCCGAUAUGGCCCACUUGCUGGCGAUAUGCUUGCUGAUUCUGAAGAUCGUCAAGUCCAAGUCGGUGGCUGGCCUGUCGCUGAAGAGCCAGCUGCUCUUCCUGCUGACAUACAGCUGCCGGUACCUGGACCUGUUUUGGCGGUUCAUCAGUGUCUACAACACGGUCAUGAAGGUCACCUUCAUCGCACUGACCGGAUGGACGUGCUACCUGAUCGGCCGCAAGCACAAGGCCACGUAUGACCGCGAGUUGGACUACUUCCCGGUGCUGAUGGCCCUCGUGCCGUCGGCCGUCCUUGCACUCAUCUUCAACUACGAGUUCUCUCUAUCGGAGAUUCUCUGGACCUUCAGUAUCUAUCUCGAGUCGGUGGCCAUCCUGCCCCAGCUGUUCCAGCUCCAGCGCAUCACCUCCUCCACCCCGGAGGCCAUUGCCACCAUCACCCCGCACUACCUCUGCGCGCUCGGAGCCUAUCGCGCUCUGUAUUUGGUCAACUGGCUGGUGCGCUACAUGUCCGAGGGGUACUGGGACCCGAUCGCCACCUGCGCCGGGCUCAUUCAAACCGUCCUGUAUGCGGACUUCUUCUACAUCUACGUCACGCGUGUGCUCAAGGGCAAGCGCUUUGCCCUGCCCAACUGAGGCUGGAAACCUCCUUGUACCCCUGCCCCCCAACACCGUCGCCGAUAUUGUCCC
Fonticula alba is the source of this 882-nucleotide messenger RNA. Its product is annotated as ER lumen protein retaining receptor. Bases 175 to 828 code for a protein of 217 amino acids. Lineage: Eukaryota; Rotosphaerida; Fonticulaceae. The record is from RefSeq and is a predicted model, not a curated record. Gene Ontology annotation, molecular function: ER lumen protein retrieval receptor activity. Gene Ontology annotation, cellular component: endoplasmic reticulum; cis-Golgi network; membrane. Gene Ontology annotation, biological process: protein retention in ER lumen; endoplasmic reticulum to Golgi vesicle-mediated transport. The transcript is spliced from 5 exons.